UCUUAUACCUGUUAUUCUAUUUAUACAACUGAAUUAUUUAACUUGCACCGCUUCAUCAUCUUUCAGAAUUUGCGUUUUAUGUAUAAAUAAAUAGACAAAUAUUCAUUUGUUUUGCUCUCAAUACACCGUCUUUAAUUUAGAAAUAGACUGUUAAAGGUGAGCAAGCAUGAGUCAAGCACUGAUAGGAUUUGGUGUAGCUGUGGCUUGCAUGGCCAUGUUUACUAACUUCUCUAUACACAAGAUAGAAGAAGGUCAUGUUGGGGUUUAUUAUCGGGGUGGUGCAUUGUUGAGCAGUGUUAGUUCACCAGGAUAUCAUUUCAUGGUUCCAUUCAUCACAUCAUUCAGGAGUGUACAGACAACAUUACAAACAGAUGAAGUGAAAAAUGUGCCAUGUGGAACCAGUGGUGGUGUCAUUAUAUAUUUUGAUCGUGUUGAAGUUGUAAACAAGUUGGCGGAGAGUUCGGUACACGACAUGGUGAAGAAUUACACGGCCGAUUAUGAUAGAACACUCAUCUAUAACAAAAUACACCAUGAACUUAAUCAGUUCUGUAGUGUACAUAAUCUACAAGAGGUCUAUAUUGAUCUUUUCGAUAAGAUAGAUGAGAAUUUGAAGGAGUCGUUACAGGAAGAUCUGACUGACAAUGCUCCAGGACUUACAGUACACAGUGUCCGUGUCACAAAACCUAAAAUACCAGAACAAAUCCGCAAAAACUAUGAAAUGAUGGAAGCUGAGAAGACCAAACUGUUAAUUGCUGUACAGAAACAGAGAGUUAUUGAGAAAGAGGCAGAAACUGAUAGAAAAAAAGCUAUCAUAGAGGCUGAGAAGAAUGCUUCAGUUGCUAAGAUAGAAUGGGAACAGAAAGUAAUGGAGAAGGAAUCAGAGAAACGCAUGUCACAAAUAGAAGAUUUAACUCAUUUAGCAAAGGAGAAAGCUAGAGCUGAUGCCAACUUUUAUCGUGUACAGAGGGAGGCUGAGGCCAAUAAGAUGAUUCUUACUCCAAUGUACUUAGAAAUGUUAAAGCAGAGAGCGUUAUCAGAAAAUACUAAAAUAUAUUUCGGAAAUAACAUACCAGAUAUAUUUGUUGAUCCUACAGCAAUGACAUCACCAGCUUCAAAAGAUUCUAAUCAGAAAAAGACCAAGACUUGAGGGCCAGGGUGUCAUAGAUUUUUUUUCCAAUUUCAUCUUUUCUAUGUGAUAUCUACAGACUUUCUCCAGCAUGAUCAUGUAUCAGGGAACAACCAUUGAAAUAACAGGACAAUAAAUUCCAUAUCACAUCUAAGGGAGAUAAUUUAUUUUGUUGCUUAAAUUUUCUCAAUUUUUGAAAUGCGGUACUUUAUCUUGUGAACACAUAGGUUAAACAUGGUAUAAACUUUUUCUUUUUUUUCUGAAGAAGGAUGUGAUUAUCAAAGCAUGAAGUUUUGACUUUAUAGUGCUGCCACCUCCUGUAAUGUGAACAUAAUGUACCAAGGGAGAUCACUUUGUACAUAUUGAAAAAUUUAAAAAAGGAAAAAUAUUUUUAAAGUUUAAUUAAUUUUCAAAACUGCCAUCAUUGUAUGAAUACUGUAAGCAAUACUAAUUAAAAUGGACACAUAAUCAUUGAAUUAUUUUUGGUUAUUUUCUUUCUCUAUUUAAUGUAUUUUGUUGACAUUUUGUAGUUAUAAAAAAUACAGCAUUAAUUUUUUUUCAGUAUAUAUAUUUAAUGUUGGCAAGUCUAAUAUAAAUGAUUAAGUUAUUAUAAAUAAGUACAUGUCAGAUAAGUAUUUUAGACUCCAGCACAUAAAAUGUUGCAGAUUUAAUAUCGUUAAAGCUGGUCCGAGAGGGCAUUAGAGAUGUUGAACUUUUGCAUUAUCUUUCAUGAACAAGACUCGAUCAAACCAUGUCUGCAAAUUUUAUGUAAUUUCUUUAUUUUCACGGUCACCCCUUUUCCAGAUUGUAUUAUUACAUCUUUUAAACCAAUAUAUUAACACAUUCCAUUUGAAUGUUAAAACUGUAAAGAUAUGCUUUUAAUGCCUACUUUUCCGUGCACAUUGUUGUUAAUAUUUUAACAAAAACAAAAAAAUGCUAGAGUUUUUAUGUAUUUCAAUGAAUGAAGAAGAUUAGAUAAUGUGGUAAAACUAUGAGUGGUACAAAUCGAAGCUCUACAUGAAUUCUUUUUAUUAUGUUAAUUUUAUUGUUUGUGGGUUAUCUACAUGUACAACAGUUUUCUCAAGCUUGUUCGUAAAAUUUCAAAAUUAAUUUAACCUCUGACUAUCCUUUUCAUGAACCUGCAUGAUAACACAUUGUUCUUAAUUUUAUUUAAUCAAUAUUUUAACUUGCUUUAGUUUGCAAAUAUGUUGUCACAUGUUGUUUAAUGUCCGGGCAAUGUUUGUGUAAUGAAUACAUGUUCAGAUUAUAAAUUAUGGUAAAAUUGUAUAGUGAGAAUGAAAGUUUAAACAGGUACAUGUAUUUUAAAAAAAAGUAGGGUUUAUUUGUUUCCCUAUUUGUUAUUGCCAUAAGUAUUCAAAGAGUUAAAGAUUCUUAAGAUUUUGGGGGAAGAUUGAAACUUUACAUAUGCCUAUCUCCUUGUUCUAUAAUUAUGUACAUGUAUCAUAUUAAAUGAUAAGUUAACCAGAUUUUUUUUUUGAUGGUUUUGCUUAAUUAAUGUUGUUGUGUAUUUUGUUUCUGUAUUUAUUGAGAUAUGGAUGUUGUACAGUCUGGUAUUGUUAAAUUAGAGAAAAAUGUCAGGUUUAUAUACUUCUGUCAAGUUUGUAUAAUAAUAAUAAUAAUGAUAAUAAAGGCUUUAUGUAACAUUUAUAAUAUUCUGAUAAAAUUGUUGUUGUGUAGUGUCAAUCAUGUGAGUUAUUGUGUAAUUUAUAAAUUAUCACAUGAUAUUAAAGAAUACUUAACAAGUGUAAUUUUCUAAUGUAUAUCUCUAGAUUAUUGUACGAGAUUGUUUUGCUUAUAAGUAUACAACCUCACAUAAUUGUCAUGGUUUGAGGACGAAAUUUCAAUACAGCAGGGGAUUAUGUCAGGGUUCAGAACUGUUUACAAUAUAGGGGACAAGAUUUUCAGUAAAAGUAGGCUGAGUAAAAAUACACCUGAGUGUUGAUGUGCUCUUAUGACAGGCAUGAGUAUAAAUUCAGUACACCUUGAAAAACUUUUUAAAUAAUUGAUAAUGCUCUAAUACACCCUUCAGAGCUAUUAAAAAAGUUCAAUUUCAACAAUUUCUUUUCUUGUAUACAAGAAAGCAUGUGAAUUAUGAUAGAUUUUUGAUUUUGUCAUAUAGAUAAUUGAUCACUCAUGUCUGUGGACAUCAUGAUCUGUUGUUACUCACCUGAAUUAUAAUAUAUACUGUGCUAUAUGACAUGAUUGCUCACAUAUUAAAUUUUUUCAAUUAAAAGAACAGUCAUAUUAUUAGAAUUAUUUCUGGUCGAGCAAACAGCAACAACAAUAAUUUGAUGAGAAUUAUAAAAAAAAUUUAUAAAUGUGUCCGGAGGACAUGUCUGCCCCCACAAUCCACCAUUUUGUCAGAACAUAUACGGAUAGUGGGACAGACGGACAACAUCAAAUUUAAAUGCCCACCCCCCAUUUAAAGUAGUGGGGGCUAACAAAUGACAUUUUAAAAUUGAAUACUGCAUUUGAAUGGUUUUUCUUUAUUACAAAGAAAGGGUUUCAAUUUUGUGCAUGGUGUAUUUAGAAAACAAUGUAUUUUGAACAGUUCGAGCAUGUAUUUUAUAUUACAUAUAAAUAUGUAUAUAAUAUACAGAAUUGAUGUAUGUUUGUGUGGAUAAUUGACAUUAUAAAUUAAAUAUUGCUCAAUUUAUUUAAGCACAUGUCGUAUAUUUGUUGUUUUGUUUAUGUGUGUAUAACACAAGUUUGUUUAGAUAGUAAAUCUAUUAUAUGAUAAGUAUAGACAUCUACAUUUUGUUUGAUCACAAGAAACAUGGACAACGUGGAUAAAUAACUAAAAUUACACUGUAGGACAAUCAAGUGACAUUAUGCUCAUAAUUUCAUAGUCAAAUUGAGCUGAAUUGACUUUAUAUUUCAAUAGAUUGAUUGUCAAAAUGGUGUUUGACCAACAGUUGAUAUUAGAAAAUGUUUAGGAUAAAAUUAUAAAAUCUGCCUAUAAUUUAAAAAGACUGCCCACUCUUUUUAUAAACUAAGCGUUACAGGUAAAUUCUAAUGGAUAAUUACACAAAUUUCGUUUGGAUCUGUGCAUUAUUUAUUGUUUAUGCGAACUUAAUUAUCAAAUUCAAAUUAAUUAUGGCAAAAUAAAAACUUAUUUUUAUCUUCACCCGCUCACUUACUAUAUACCCUCGGAUGGGCAUAAUGUCACUUUAAGUAGAGAUUAAAAUUUGUUACUGAUGUGAUUUUGAUCAUCACAAAUUGAUCAGUGGUUGAAUAUGUGAUGUGUCUGUCUUACUCAGCCCAGGGAACCUUAGUUUUAGUCCCACUUUUAUUAAAACCCAUGUAUUUUCAACUAACUCCAGUUCUAUAGUUAGUCCCAGAGGCAAAUUUUAAAGUCAGGUUAACAUAAGUUGCAAACAAUUGUUACACAGUUGAUCUUAUACAAAUAUCUUUUAACAACAUGUAUUCAUAUAUUAGUAUUUGCAUUUUGAAUUUCAUUAAAACCAAAGAGUACUAGUACAGAACAAGCAAAUAAAUAAUGAUAUUGUAUAUAGGAAAUCCAUAUAAUGCUAAAAUUAGUUUUUCUUUUUAUUUUAUUACACAAUAUUGAAAAUUGAUAUACAAAAAGUUUAUUACAAGGGUAGGUUUAGGGGUUUUAGUUAAUUAAUAUACUAGUUUCAGUCCUUUACUUUGUUCAUCCAGAUGACGAGGUGUCUAAAUGAAUUGUAUAGAAAACUAAUUAUGGUGCAAAACAAAAUUUAAUAUCUUUUGAUUUACUUCUACAGAUCUUUGUUGGAAUGAAGUACAUGUAGUUCUUCUAUAGUGAUGUUAAAAUCUAGGAAACAUGUAGUAUAUUGUUUUAUUUGCUAGAAUUCUUAUUUUUCAUUCAAGCAUUAUAUAUUAAUGAAGUUAUUCUUACUAAACAAGUAAUUUUCUGAUAAAUUUAUCCAAUGGACAUUGCUUAUCAAUUUAACCCUUAAUCGGCUGGAAUCAAAACUGAUUUGCAUUUGUUUUUAGUUUAGAACCAGACCUGCCUGUAAAUCUGUGCAAUCUUACUUGGCUCUAUAUUGUUGAUAUAUGUAACUCAUAUUUUGAUAUUGAAAUCACUUAAACUUUGGAUGAACUGUUACAAAUUUAUAACAGAGCAAGUCUGUAUCAUAAAUAAAGGAGUUUCAGGGUUAAAGAUAAAACUGUAGUCACAUGAUAAUUUAAAUGAGAAAAAGAACAUUUCGGUAAAAAAACAGGUUGAUUUACCACAUAUUUACCACUCUGUUUAUGUGCCUUAAUAUUUUGUAUAUCCUUUUUAUAAAUAAAUGCCAAUAAAAUCA
This is a messenger RNA of Ruditapes philippinarum (Manila clam), 5436 nucleotides long. Its product is annotated as erlin-1-like. Gene Ontology annotation, cellular component: endoplasmic reticulum membrane; endoplasmic reticulum. Gene Ontology annotation, molecular function: cholesterol binding; ubiquitin protein ligase binding. Gene Ontology annotation, biological process: SREBP signaling pathway. The record is from RefSeq and is a predicted model, not a curated record. NCBI's taxonomy places the organism in Eukaryota, Metazoa, Mollusca, Bivalvia, Venerida, Veneridae.